Molecule: messenger RNA, 1997 nt
Organism: Myxozyma melibiosi
Lineage: Eukaryota; Fungi; Ascomycota; Lipomycetes; Lipomycetales; Lipomycetaceae
Exons: 1
Coding region: 171-1796 (541 amino acids)
Source: RefSeq, a predicted model, not a curated record
UCGAGCUGCCUGUGGAAUACCAGUCUGUUCCUUUCUCGGAUGGAAGCUCUCAAGGACACGAAGUCAUAGACCACUCGAACCCCUUGGAGCCUUCGUUCUUGAAGACGAACAAGUCUGGACGCAAGGCGAAAAUCACCUCGGCGUCUUACGAAGACCGCCUUCAGACCUUCAUGCUCGAUCUCAAAUCGAGGCCAUGGCUGGCGUUUCAGAGUAUUGUCGACGCGGUCUAUCCCGAACAUUUGGAGCCUGUUAGCUGCGCGCAUAUAAAAAAGAGAAGUGUAGCAGCUAUCCUGAGGGUUGAUGCAUCAAAGAUCCUACCGGCCUCUGGAGGUACUAGCGUGGGGUACCAUCCCUUGAUGCAGAAAGUCCUCACCGACUGCCGACUUGAUAUCCCCGAGUCCGCAGAUUUGCUGGCCGAAUAUGAGCAGAUUCUUCAUCUGAGUCGCAUCUAUCGCCUCAUUCUCUUAAUCACCCCGGAUUGCAGCCUGAUCAAGCAAGAAUGGAUUGACGAAACUCUCCGUCAGCACGGAGAGAAAUGCAGCAAGAAGAUGGCUGACGGUCAGAAGGUCACUGCGCGUCAAGAACUGCACCUCACUCGCGAUGAGUGCCAGUAUCUCUUGAACAAGCUUCAGGCCGCUGACUCGUCCAACCGCGGCUAUGCACUUGACGUCCUUGUCUCUGCUUUGUAUAGCUGCAAGGUCAAGCGGCCAACUCCGAACGCUGAAGAGAGAUGCCACCAACAAGGAUACCAAGAAAUCCGUCCUCAGAACAGCUUCUUUGUUUUUGCGCGGGCUUUUGAGCGUUGCGUAUCCCAGGGCGAGAACAUCAGACAGACCUCGCUCCGGAUGUAUACGAAGAUUGUCUGGCACAGCGUGCUCACAGAAGAUCAGCGCGAUCUGUUCCAGGAAAUAUACAACGAGAUGAAUAAGAUUCAUUCGAUCAUUCAUCCCAAGUAUAAGUACGUUCCCAAGUUCCGCGCGCCGGGACAUCACCAACCCCCAGCUGAGAAUGGCGAACAAUCAGGUGCUGUCAAGUCUUCUCCUUCUGUGAGCAGUCAGAUUUCCCAAGCCAAGCACGCCUACGCGGAUGCUAAUGCAGACAGCCGUCCAGCGAAACGGCAGUGCUUGGCUAUGGAGGAGACAACAGUCGCCGCCCAAUUAGUCACUUCGAUGCCUUGGGGAGUCCCGGAUACAGUUGCUGAGGACUAUUUCAACGGACCACAUCACAUGGACUGUCGCUAUGCUUGGGAGGAGUCAACGGUCGCUCCGUUUUACGAUCCUACCCUCGCUUUUGCCGACCAGUCUGAUCCUUGCGCUCUCUCGCAGCUGCCGCAAGACCAGUCGUACAUUUCUUUCUUCCCUCCGCCUCCUGCUGUCCCGUACUCUGCUGUCCCGUACAAUACUGUUCAGUACACUGCUGUUCAGUACGCAGAGGCCGCCGCUAGCAUUUUCUAUACUGAGCCCAUCUACCAGACGGUUGCAGCCCCGAUGCCAUCGUUUCAGCCCGCGGUACCACUCCCUCAGGAUUCAGAGCUCAAAGACGACAACAACGUCAGUCUUGACGACUCCCAGAUGGUCGAUGCCCCGAUCCCACUCCCUCAGGACUCAGAACUCAAAGACGACGACAACGUCGGUCUUGACGACUCUGAGAUGGUUGAUGCCCCGAUACAAUCUUCUCUGGCCUCAGAACUCCUUCACGACAAAAACUUCAAUCUUGAUGACUUUCUGAAUUCUCUCGGGCCGGAGCAUUUCACGCCAAUGCCCGCCCGCGCUGUGAUGGCCUUCCUUCUUCUGUGAUAUCAAAAAAUACCAAAAAAAAAGUUGUCGACUGUGAAGCUGUGUACCUGUGUACUUGUUUUGGUUUUGUUUGUUCUGGCGGCUUUCUGAGACAUUUGUUCUCCGUUCCUUCUGUGAUUGUGAGGUGUGCUUUUGGGAGUUUUGGGUUUUCUCUGAUUUUUAAUCGGUCUUUUUUUUGUACAUAUUCUUGUUUUUGAUGGA